Arabidopsis arenosa is the source of this 1456-nucleotide messenger RNA. Lineage: Eukaryota; Viridiplantae; Streptophyta; Magnoliopsida; Brassicales; Brassicaceae. The record is from the annotation of a GenBank genome assembly.
GUAUCUGAAAAUUCAAUCGACGUCGUUUUCCCAGAAAUAAAGAAGAAAAAGUAGGAUCAUGGCGAUGAUCAUGGCUUCAAGGUUUAACCGCGAAGCUAAGCUCGCAUCUCAAAUCUUGUCUACACUUUUGGGAAAGCGAAGCUGCAACACAUCCAUGGCCGCUGCAUCUUCCUCUGCUUUGCUCCUUAAUCCGUUGACUUCUUCUUCUUCUUCUAGUCUCCGUCGUUUCAGAUGCUCGCCGGAGAUCUCUUCUCUCUCAUUCUCCUCCGCUCGUGUAACAGCUUCAGAUUUCUCUCUAGCGAUGAAGAGGCAGAGUCGGAGUUUUGCGGAUGGCUCGGAACGAGAUCCGUCUGUUGUGUGUGAGGCUGUUAAGCGCGAGACUGGAGCUGAUGGACUCAAGAUCGCUGAUAAUGUGUCUCAGCUCAUUGGGAAAACUCCUAUGGUGUACUUGAAUAGUAUAGCAAAGGGUUGUGUAGCUAAUAUUGCUGCCAAACUCGAGAUCAUGGAGCCAUGUUGCAGUGUCAAGGAUAGGAUUGGGUACAGUAUGGUUACAGAUGCUGAGCAAAAAGGACUUAUCUCACCUGGGAAGAGUGUUCUUGUGGAACCUACUAGUGGAAACACGGGUAUUGGCCUAGCAUUCAUCGCUGCUUCAAGAGGCUAUAGACUUAUCUUGACAAUGCCAUCAUCCAUGAGUAUGGAAAGAAGGGUUCUUUUAAAGGCAUUUGGAGCUGAGCUUGUAUUAACAGAUCCCACUAAAGGCAUGACUGGCGCAGUUCAGAAGGCUGAAGAAAUUUUGAAAAACACUCCUGAUGCCUACAUGCUCCAACAGUUUGACAACCCUGCGAAUCCAAAGAUUCAUUAUGAGACUACUGGUCCUGAGAUCUGGGAAGAUACAAAGGGCAAGGUGGAUAUAUUUGUUGCAGGAAUUGGAACUGGUGGAACUAUCACUGGUGUUGGUCGAUUUAUUAAAGAGAAAAAUCCCAAAACGCAGGUUAUUGGUGUAGAACCCACCGAAAGCGAUAUACUUUCUGGUGGCAAACCGGGACCUCACAAGAUUCAAGGAAUUGGAGCUGGAUUUAUACCUAAGAAUUUGGAUCAGAAAAUUAUGGAUGAAGUCAUAGCGAUUUCAAGUGAGGAAGCUAUAGAAACCGCAAAGCAACUAGCUCUUAAGGAAGGCUUGAUGGUUGGUAUAUCAUCUGGAGCUGCAGCUGCUGCUGCAAUCAGGGUCGCGAAGAGACCUGAGAAUGCUGGAAAACUCAUAGCUGUUGUUUUCCCGAGCUUCGGGGAGCGAUAUCUAUCAACCCCGCUGUUCCAGUCUAUCCGGGAAGAGGUGGAGAAAAUGCAGCCUGAGGUAUGAACAUUAGCAAGUUGGUCUACUUCUGCAAAUCUCUUUCUUCCAUAAUUACAGUCUGAGUGCUAAGCAAUAUAUUUUCAUCAAUAAGGCAUUAGUGAAAGU